Acanthopagrus latus (yellowfin seabream) is the source of this 5915-nucleotide messenger RNA. Its product is annotated as kinesin-like protein KIF26B. The record is from RefSeq and is a predicted model, not a curated record. NCBI's taxonomy places the organism in Eukaryota, Metazoa, Chordata, Actinopteri, Spariformes, Sparidae. Gene Ontology annotation, biological process: microtubule-based movement. The transcript is spliced from 15 exons. Bases 1 to 5883 code for a protein of 1960 amino acids. Gene Ontology annotation, molecular function: microtubule binding; microtubule motor activity; ATP binding.
AUGUCAUCUCUGACUGGAAGAGGAGGGAGACUGCCUGCCUCACACUGGAGCUCAGAAGUGCAGCAUCACUGCGAACAAGUCGGCUUUUCUGCGAGUGGCACCGGGAGCGACCGCCAGUCCAGGGAGCGUCCGGCUCCUGAGGGCGCAGGGGGGACCAGAGGAGACCCGCAGCGGAGCAUGUGCCAGAGAGCGGCCGCUGUCCCGUCGUACGCGUCCCUCCCUGGAGCCGGAGGGGACCGCAUCAGGAGCACCAUGUCGUUCGGAAGCGGGACCGUAAGUCGAGGAUACAGUCGAGGCUGCGAGAGGAAAGUUGCGCGCUGUGAAAAGUGUUCAGCGACCCUGGUGGCUCUGAAGAAACAAGCUCUGAGUCUGGCGGUGCACCAUCACUUCUCCUGCAAGGACUCCAGCGAUCUGUCUGCAUUUCUUCAUGACAACCUUCGAGUCCAUAGUCGCUCAGCCACUGAGUCCCGGGACAGGGAGAGGGAGCAGGGUGAGUGCGGCGCCUGCGGUGUAAACCUGAACCAGCUCAAACACGAGGCGGUCCACUUGGCUCUGAGCAGGGGUCAGUCAUUAGCUAAGCCCCCCUUUGAACACAGCUUUAGCACCGGCACGCUGCUGGGACAAAGUGAGACAAAGCAUGGAGACCGAUCUUCGAGGGAAGCUGCCAUCACGGCUGUGCAUCAGUCCCGCAGUCGCACACACAGUCCUCACAGCCCAAGAAGCCCGAGGACGCCGCAGAGGACCCCUCAAACCCUCAGACGGAGGGGACCCAAGCCCGGCAACCCCGACAUGGACCGCUGGGUGGAGGAGCAGCAGCAGCUGGUUGCGUCUAAAUCUGCGUCCAGCACUGACGGUGUCACCAUCCACGGUCAUCGUCAGGCUGCAGAUGAUGCUGCGCCGGGCUGCGGUGAUGCCGGGAUCGUUCAGACAAGCUCCAAGAUCCCUCACAUCUCCAGAGUGGUGACCAUCGCCAACACCGCCGCCAUGUCCCUUUUAGCCAGAGCGGCCGAGAAGCUCAACCUGACGUCGAGGAAAAAAGGCCAGGCUUCCGAUCCAGCUCCCGCUCAUCUCUCCACCUGCUUCAGGGAGCUGAUCCAGAAAAACCCACCGCCCGUCCCCUCCUGCCUGCUCCAAGCUGCCACCAGAACCAAAGACUCACCCAAUGUUGGCAAGGUCAAAGUCGUGCUGAGGGUGAGCCCAUCGCUGUCAGAGGGCCAAGGCCAACCACCUGUUCUCCGGAUUGACCCGUCCAAGAAAAGAGUCACCGUAAUGGAGCCGAGCAGCAGAAGCGUGCCGCACGCCACGAUGACGCUCGACAGGAACGGCAAAAACCUUCUGAAGACCGUCAAUUUUGAUGCUGCGUAUCCUCAGGAGUCGAGCCAGGCCGAGGUGUGUGCAGGCGUCCUGGCUGAUGUCAUCCGCUGCGUGCUCAGCGGCAGCGAUGGAUGCGUCCUGGGUUUGGGAUGCGCUGAUGUGGGCUCCUGGUCCAGCAUGGUGGGGAGCGGUGAGAGCCUCCAGAAGCUCGGCCUGAUUCCCUGUGCCAUCUCCUGGCUGUACAGUGCCAUCGAGCGGCGGAGGGAGAAGACCUGGACGGAUCUGACGGUGUCGGUGUCGGCCAUCGAGCUGUGCUGUGGAGAGGAGGACACACUGAGGGACCUGCUGGGGGAGGUCGUCCCCUCGGCAGGCAGCGUCCAGGACAGCCCAAAGGCCCACGUCAGACUUCAGGAGGACCCCGUCUACGGGAUUCAGCUCCGUAACCACAACCGGGUGAAGGCGCCCACCGCUGAGCGAGCUGCUUCCCUCCUGGACGCGGCCAUCGCGACGCGUCGGCACAACGACUUUGUGACGUAUCUGUCCCACAGCUCCGUAAUGUUCUUCACCCUCCACGUCCAGCCCCCUCGUACGGAGAGCAGCACCAUCGGCAAAGGUUCACGUGGACCCACUAAGUUGACCAUGAUCGAUGUGUGCAGCGGUAUCAGGGGUAUGAGCAGAAACAAGCCUCCCUAUUCUGAACUGGGCCCUGUUGUCGUGUCUCUGCUAAGUGGACAGAAAACAACGCCCAGCAAGGGUAGUAAGCUGACUCUGCUCCUUCGAGAGGCUUUGGGCCACGUAAACUGCCACACCACGGUGAUCGCUCAGGUAGAUGACUCGCUGGCACGCCUUCAAGAGACCUUAUCCACCAUCCAGAUGGCUUCUCGCAUCCGCAGGACACAGAAGAGGACGAAGCAGUCCACCUCUUGUUCUCCGACUGGGAGGAGUUUGACUAAAGACUAUGAUCGAGGACCGUCUCUGUCCCUGCGGGCGUUCCACUCCACCGAUGAAGUAGACGUUGACGUCCCUCAUUUCCGUCUGCGCGGUGAUCUGGACGAGCGCUCCAGCAGCGACCAGUCCUGCGACACGGUCAUCCAACUGGACUCGGACGGCUUGGUCCAGUCCAAAACAAUCUCCAGACUGACACAACCUGAAUUUGUGCCCAUCAUUCCCUCUCUGCAUCCUAACAAGGCUGACAUGGAUGACCCGGAGUUUACAGCUCUGCUCCAACAGCUCCUACGAAUCCCUCAGCUGCAGGCAGAGAAGAAGAACGACGGGACCGUUCAAGGGAGUAACGAAGUGCUGAAAGCUGACCCGAGGCAGCCGGCGAGGGACUGUCUGAAAUGUGACACAUUUGCUGAACUUCAGGAGCGCUUGGGAUGUAUCGACGGUAGCGAGACAACAAUGGAUUUGCUCAAGUCUUUCUCGAAAGGGCCGUCUGUUAACAAUGUCAAGCCCAAAUCACAACCCCAGAAAGAAACAGGGAAGCAGACGGACACUGCCUCAUCAGAAACACCACAGAUGUUGUUGAAUCAGGGAUUAGGUUGCAGUCAGACCUCUGCUGGAGAGAAGCAGACAGAUGGUGCCUUCCCUGGAGACAGCUUUCAGAGAGAGGAUUCAGGUCUGUAUGACUGCGAGGAGUGCAGUGCAACCAGUUCCAGUGAGGAGCUGCUGAAUCAAACUCUGAGUCGUAAUAAGACCUGUCGCUCGGAGCCGCCUAAAGAUGGAACUCUUAAGUCGGAUGAAAAGCUCUCCUCUCAGGACUUUGAUGCCGAUGCUCAGGGGAUGCCCGUCAAAAGCUCCCCUGCACAUCAGCCUCCGAGUAAAAAGGAGAGUCCCGAAGCUGCUGAUUGGUUUAAACCAGACAAAAGGACAUCACCAGUCGGCAAGAGCUCCCCCAUAUCUCCCUCCUCCUCCUCCUGCUCCUCUUCACACUCACUGGCUACCAGUGUUAUAAUCGGAGACGCAUUACCUAAUCGCCCCCCUGAAGAGGACAUUAAAGAAAUGAAGGCCACCAUCACAGUGACCGUUCAACAGCCGCUGGACCUCAAAGGUCAAGAUGAACUCGUCUUCUCUAUGGUGGAGGAGGUGACCAUCAGCGGAGCAAUGAACAAAGGGAGGACGGGCGGAAACAUCAUCUGUAUCAGAGACGCUGCCCAAUCACAUGUUCAGGGCUCUGCCAGCUCUCAACCAAUCAGGAUAAUCAGCAAUGUCAGCGACGAAUCCUCAGGUGGAGCUUCUUGUAAUGCAAACAAAAGCUCAGUCGUUCAGUCUGAAGCACCAGAGACUGACGCUGAGAAGCCCCAGCGUCAGUUCAAGAGGGAGAAGAAAUUCUUACCUUCCUUUAUAAACCCCAUGCUGAUUAAUACAGACAUGGAUUGUGAGGCUGAAAAAGAAACUCCUCUCGACGCUUGUAAAGGAUGCGAGUCGCGUUCUGAGCUCAGAGGGAGUAAAGUCAAAAGUCCAGACGAUAAGAAGGCCCUGGAGAGAAGGAGCGAGGCACACGGCAAAAAGACUGACAAAACUUCUGACUCACUUUUUAGUAAAACGUGUCAUGACGCAAUGGUUUUGGAAGAUUCAACUUUCUGUGGUGAAACUGCAGAAAACAAGGUGUGUGGAAAGAGACCCAGAAACACAGACAAUAGCAACCCAAGAGACAAGGAGCAUGUUUAUCUCGCCAACAGUCCAAAGGGCUCCGAGGGGGGAGAAGUCUCCUCCAGACGUGUUGGGAAUACCCCCAAGAGAUCUGGUGUUGCACCUGGUUGCCAAGAAACCGCCGCUGCUUCUUUUAAAACAGGUAGUUUGCCCAGGGCAUGGCAAAAUGCCAACCACCACGACAGCUACCACGGCGGUUACAUGCCAGACGGAUACAGGGACCCGAGGGGGGUGACAUCAUCCACCCCGUGUAGCCCAGGGGUAACUCUGGAGCGCAGGCAGGGCAGACAGCACACAGCAAACCACAGCCUCCACGUCUCCUCGCCUCGGAAAUAUGGAGCAGAGUACAAACAGCAUGCUAGUACCGUUCCCAGAAAUGGUGCUGAAUCUUUCUUCGAGACCCCAAAUCAAAGAAUGAAUAACAUGAGGCUGAAGUCACCCACUGAGAACAGCAGCAGGCUUUUCAGUGCCAAACUGGAGCAGCUGGCUACCAGGACUAAUUCCCUCGGAGGAAGCUCGAGGGACGUCUCGGCCCUGGAUAGAGACAGCAGCAACACCUCUGUGAGCUCUAAGGGAAGCUCCAAGGGAAGCAAUGAAGGGGCUUGUAAGGGAGGUUAUAAAUUACGUCAUGAGGGAGACUGCACCUUACCGAGGGCCAGCAGGAGUCCGAGGAAGAAUCCUCGGUCUGACCAGAGCCACCUACAUCACUUCUUCCCCCCGGAAGAACCUGUUACUCAGUCUGCAAGGCAUUCCCAUUCCAAGCUGUCCGCUGUGGGGAAGCUGAAGAUGGCCAGCCCCAAAGUCCGUCGACUGUCGGCCCCCAGCAUCAAGAACCUCAGUCUGCCCCACAGAAGCCUGCGGCAUUCCAUCAACCGCAGCGCCAGUCUUUCCCCAGACAGCAAAACUGUCAGCUUUGAGCGGACGUCCUCCUUCCUUUCCUCUUCCCCUCCUCGGUCUCAUCACUCCAUCAGCCGGACUCCGAGCCAGAGCUCCACAAGCUCAUCCACCAAAUCUGUCAUCCAGGGGUUUGUCAACUGCCGGUUCUCAGACCUCCUCAAGGACAGGGGGGCUCCCAGCCCGACUACAGGAGGACCGGACCACAUGACCGCUCUGCCCUCGCCAUACACCCGGGUGACUGCUCCCCGCAUGCCUGAUCACAUGAGUGGGCACGCGAGUGACACCACCAGUGUGCUGAGUGGAGAUUUGCCCCCAGCGAUGGGGAAGACGUCCCUGUACUUCUCAAACAGGAACAGUAUGGUGAGCAGCGGAUACGACAGCAUGGUGCGAGACAGCGAGGCCACCGGCAGCAGCACCUCGAACAGAGACUCAGUCAGCGACAGGAGCGGCUCUCUGCUCAGUGUGGCUCGCAGCAGCCGCUCAUCUCGCAGGAGAGGCAACACAGGUUCUCACCAGCGUCGUCUUUCCCAUGAUACACCUGUGUCCCUGAGACGUUCAGCUAGUGGUCUGCGGUCUCGCUGGGUGGAUCGGGGAAUCCCAGAGGCCUACGAGAUCAAGGUCUAUGAGAUCGACAAUGUGCAGAGGAUGCAGAAAAGAGCAGGUGCUGGCAAACAGGCAUGUUUCAGCGCCAAGCUGAAGUUUUUGGAGCACCGGCAGCAGAGGAUCUCAGAGGUCCGAGCAAAAUACACCAACCUGAGGAGAGAACUGGAGCGGGUCAAACAGAACCUCAUGCUGGAGCCCGCCAAGUGGAACCAAGAGUUCGACCUGUGGCAGACCUUCGAGGUGGACUCCCUGGAGCAUCUGGAGGCCCUUGAGGUGGUGAUGGCUCGACUGGAGGACAGGCUCAGUCUCUGCAAGGCCAACGUCAUGAUGGUCACCUGCUUCGACGCCACCGCCAGGAGGCGACAUAAGAAGCGCCGACGAAAAGCACCAGAGCUGAGAGCCCUGAAGGGAAUCUGAGCUGAGUAAUAGUGAGAAUUUAAAACACACGG